GUGCCAACAAAAUAAUAAAAAGCUAACUUUUUACCAAGUUGACUUUGACACAUUGGGCCAAACACAAACACAGGGCCACAAACACACAGUUGUUGGAAAGGGACGGACAGACAGCUUUGAGAAAGAGACGGCCAGCUGCUGCGCGAAAGAGACGGGCGAGGUGGCAAGUUACUGCAAGCAUGAAAAUGCCCGAAAAUAAGUGCAGCAGAAUAUUUAUUUGUGUUGCAUUAAGCAAAAUGAGAGUGGACAUAAAGAACUUAUGGAGAAAUGUACUCUAAAAUGCAUAUUGCCGACUGUCAAAGCAGAGAAAACGAGGAGCAUUUAAUGCAUUUAAUAAACCCAACCAAUGAAAGCACCAGCCAUUCAAUUGAUAACCAAACAGACUGAUAAAUGCAUUCAUAUUUUAUUUCUUCACUUAGGCAAAGCAAUUAAAUUCUAAUAAAUUUAUUAGCAAAUAAAAUUCCGUUUUUCGGACUAAGUGCGGCACCAGCAUGAACUAGGUCAACAUAUUCGCUCUUCAGCUACUUAAAUAUUUUAUUUACCCAAAACUUAUUGAACAAUCUGCGCGUUACAGAAACACUCCACGUGCCCCAUUAAUUUGCCUUAUCCGCGGUACGUGUAAUUAACAUCAGCUCUUGGCCAAAACUAACAAGCGUCCCAGACGGCCAAGAAGAGAUACGGUGCGAGAGUCGAGUCAAGAACAAGUCGAAACGAAGUGAGAUUAAUGGAUUUAAUCGCGAAAAAUCAGUGAUAAGCUCGCGAAUAAAUGGUGCCUCAUUAGGACCGCCCAACGAACUGGAGCUAUAAAAGCCAGAAAGCUGCUGCUCACCACUCACAGUUUCCACCGCCAGCCAAAGCAAAAUGCAGCCUCCACCGAAGACUUACUCCUGGUUGCUCCUCUUGCUCGUCCUUUUGGGCAUUAGCAUGGCCAGGACCGCGCCGAGGCAGGCGACAAGUACCUACGUCGUUCCGAUGUCUUGGAACGAUCUACUUGGGACGUUCAAUUUCCCGGAGCCGCAGGAAAAGUCCCAGGAGAUUCCCGAGCCGCGUGCGUUCUCUGUGAGUCUGGAUGAUUUGAGUCCCGGUGGACAGCAGGCGGAUGAUCUGCAGCAGGUGGUCCUGUUGACCAGUGGACUGACUCCCGCCCAGAUUGCCCAGCGUAGUCAGGGCCGGAACAAUGAGGGCAGAUUCUUUGGACGCGGCGGCGGCACCACCGUGGUGGUGAUCACCGGUGGUGGCGCUGCCAACAACACUAACAACAACAGUUUUGUGAGCACUCCGGCAAGCACAACCACAACGGGCACUCGAACCUCGGAGUUUAUCCGGACGCCAAUUGCGUACCCGGCCGGAUUGCCCAUGCAGUAUUUCCGUAAGCGGCAGGACGACGGAUCUUCGAUGUCUUAUCCGGAGUUCCUCCGCUGGAACGAGGCGGCUUUCUACGGCGGAGAUUUGGGUUUGAGCGGCACCAAUGGGGGCUAUAGUCUGCCGGGCGUCCCCUUGGUGCCAAUCACCGUUGGCAACGAGGUGCGGUAUGUCCCAAUGAAUCUUCGCAUGCUCCGGCAGCUUGUCGGUGAUCCCACGUCGGUGGCUCCCCCUCCACCGCCGUCAAUCAGGGAGCAGGAUGAUCAGCUGGAGGACGACGACAUAUCCGCUUUGGGCUUGGGCCCCGAACUAGAAGUACUCGACGAGAGUCCCAAUGACGGAGGCCAAGAGGUCGCAGGUUCUGGUCACUCGGUCGCCGAUUCACCCGGCUUCGGAAUCCUUGGCCAGCGGCUGCGACAACGUCCUUUGGUCAGGAGGCGACCACUGCAGACACUGGCCCAGAAUAUUCGCCGGGUGCAGUACGUCAGGAAGUAAUGGGCGGACCAAGAUACCAGAUCAACAUGACCAUGAUGACCAUUAGAUUUUAAUUUUUUUUUUUACGA
Drosophila simulans is the source of this 1925-nucleotide messenger RNA. RefSeq lists its product as uncharacterized. Bases 862 to 1857 code for a protein of 331 amino acids. The record is from RefSeq and is a predicted model, not a curated record. NCBI's taxonomy places the organism in Eukaryota, Metazoa, Arthropoda, Insecta, Diptera, Drosophilidae. The transcript has a single exon.